This is a messenger RNA of Lizanozyma spartinae, 2994 nucleotides long. RefSeq names its product tyrosine/serine/threonine protein phosphatase. Bases 1 to 2994 code for a protein of 997 amino acids. NCBI's taxonomy places the organism in Eukaryota, Fungi, Ascomycota, Pichiomycetes, Serinales, Debaryomycetaceae. Gene Ontology annotation, molecular function: protein tyrosine/serine/threonine phosphatase activity. Gene Ontology annotation, biological process: nuclear DNA replication; protein dephosphorylation. The transcript has 3 exons. The record is from RefSeq and is a predicted model, not a curated record.
AUGUUUCCAGAGUCCAACUCCUCAUCCAAUGAUAUGCUUUAUGAAAGAGACAGAUUCAGAGCAAGAUUGUACUCCUUCAACCCCAACACAACAGACACGGUUAUGAUAUCAGACUCUGUGGAGACCAUCAACAGUGAAACACAUGGUGACGUUGAAGAUUCUUCUUGUGAAGUUUGUGAUGCUAUUGGUACCAAGACUGCAAGACUAGGCGUAGAGAAUGUUGCUAGCAAUAGCAUUAAUACUACGCCCGAGUACUCUGUUGAUGAAUCUCUUUCGCCGUUGAAUAGAAUCUCAACCUUCUAUGAGAAGAACAUGCCAUCCAUUGGCUCUUUCAAAGACUUGGAUUCGUCAAUUAUCAUCAAACAAGUUGACUUGCCCAGUUUAUCCAUUAUAUUUCAAUGGUACUUUAGCAGAAAGCUUCCUCCAACCAAUGAGAUGUUCCCCUGGCUUCAUGGCUUGAACAAGGCCAAUUUCGCCCAACGUAAAUUCUUCAUUCAACAGCACCAGCAACAACAGCAGCAAGGACAACGACAAAAUAACGUGCCUGAAUACGAUGAGUUUAUGCUUAAUGAUAGAAUAUACGCUGCCAAACCUUGUGGUUCUAGGUUCUUAAUGUGCAUUAAUACUGGUGAAAAAUAUUGCUUGAAAAAUACCGUUCAAUUGAAUGAAAUCCUUCUGCCGGUCGACGUAUGUAGGGCUGAAGUCAAGGAGUUUAUCGCUCAAACAGUGAAGAAAGUGUUUGGCACAUCAACAAAGUCGUCUGUGCCUGUUCCAAUUACUUCUGUCAGUUCACAACACACUCAAUCUCAUUAUCAACAGUUUCAUUCCAAGUAUCCUCGAAUUAAUAACGCUGCAACAACCACCAAUUUCGAAGGCUUAGUUGAUCAAUUCUAUGAAGAUGCUCUUAAGUUGAAACUCUUGCCUAAAUUCAUUAACUUGGAUCCAGAAAGAGGAGUUUCCCUUCGUAACUUCCAUAUCCAAGUAGCUAAACUGGCCACCCUAUCUGAUUUCAUAGUCUAUGGAAAGGAUAAUAGGCUCAAGGAAGCUGCUGCCAGAUUACUCUGGCUAACCCAACGCCUAGAAGCCACAGAAACCAAUAAAGAUCCCAAAUAUAAUGUCUACAUAUUGGCUAGUGGAAUGAUUUCCAAAUCAGAGUACACCAAAUAUCACCAUUUAUUCUCAUAUCAUGGAGAAGACAAGAAGAACCAUGGUAGAGGAGGCGUACAGGUGUCUCUGGCUGCUCAAUAUGGGGUUCUUAACAAUAAAACACAAUUAAUACUGAAGUUGGAGCUGUUUAACUCCUCCAGCUUAUCUUUAUGGGACUGUGACUAUCAAACAAAGGAAAAAAUUGAAACCACAAAGAUGUCUAGUGCAACCAAGGUUCAUCAGAAUGUUUGGGUGGGCAAUAUUUGGGAUUAUCAAAUCAUGAUCACCUAUUUACAUUCUGUUGAAUCAUCCAAUAAUAAUAGCAACAAUAAUUCUCCAAGAUUAAAGAUCAAUUGGCUGAAACACGGUGAAGAACAAACACAUUUGUUUUGUUCACCAACUAAUUCGGUGAUAUCAAUGUCUGACAAUUCCAAUAAUGAAAUCUUGGAUUAUUUAGCACUUCCAAAAGCCAAUUGGAGGUUCUUUAUUUAUUGUCAUAAUGAUGCCACUUUCCCUGAUAAUGGAACUUUAGAUGCAUUGCUUUCAAAGCAUUCAAUUACAAGCCAUACCUCAGUGGACAAUGAAUAUUUCUCCUUGGAAUUCCCUCCUCUGGGUUCAAUUGGAUUGGGAGACUUGAAAAUGGAGAAUUUAAUGGCUUUUGUUAACGUUUGUAAGUUGAUUUACCUUUAUCUGUCACUGACUUCUAAGGAUCCAGAGACAGUUUCUUCGUUGAUUUAUUGUUCUGAUGGUUAUACUGAACUGUCCUUACUUGUGGUGAGUUAUUUGAUAUAUGCCAAAGAUAUAUCUGUCGAGAAAGCCAUACUUCAAUUGCAUUUACAAUAUGGAAGACCUUUUUAUGUCUUUUAUAGCGAUAUUCCUGUGCUAUCACGACUUGAAGGACUUCUUAGGCUUUAUUCCCCUAAAAGAAAGGGUAAUGCCAUUAAUUGGGGCAUACUAGAAACCAUUUCUAAUGAAGAUUUUAACACCCAUUUGCUAGCACCCAGGGCACUUCUUAAUCGAAGUGGAGUUACCACCACCUCAACAGAUAGUGAUGGUGAAGUAGAAGAAGAAGAAGAAGAAGAAGAAGAAGAAGAAGAUGAUGAUGAUAAUAAUUCUAGCGGUGUUUCAGACACAGAAACUUGGGAAGGAGAAUCUUGUUGCUUUCAAAAACAACUGUGGUUGUAUAAUGUUGAGGGGAACUUACCCUCUCGAAUAUUACCGUACCUUUAUUUGGGAUCCUAUAGUCAUGCUAGCUGUAUUCCCUUACUUAAGGCCUUGGGGAUCACCAAGAUCAUUUCUGUUGGAGAGAAAUUAGAAUGGCUCUCUGGCCGUGGAUUCACAAAGUAUAACAACAUUGAAGUCAAGCAGUUUAAUGGUGGUAACGUGGAAGUGUAUAAUCUCAGUCGGAACCAGACACUUGGACGUAAGAAAUCGGUAUAUUUCACACCAGUUGACUCGGUGAUGAAGGUGAAUAAUCUUCAGGACGACGGGAUCGACGAGUUGACUUCCUCGUUGCCAAUCAUCUUGGACUACAUUGAUUCAGUCUAUAAGGAAUCUGGUGGUAAAUGUAAGAUCUUGGUUCAUUGUCGAGUAGGAGUGUCGCGGUCGGCCACUGUGGUGAUAGCUGAGGUCAUGAGACGACUCAACGUCUCCUUAGCACAAGCUUAUCUAUACGUAAGGGUGAGGAGGUUGAACAUUAUCAUACAGCCCAACUUGCGGUUCAUGUAUGAGUUAUUCAAAUGGGAAGAGCAACAGAAGUCUGCUAAUAAUAAGAGACAGAUGAGAGAGAUUGAUUGGUUUGCGAUGUGUCGGGAAAUAACUCGCUUAAACAUCCCGUACUUGCCUUAA